AUGACCCAAGAUGUCCAAAACCAACAUUGCCACCAACAACUCCAGCACCAGUUUGCUACCCAGGAUCAAAUGACCCAAGAUGCCCCAAACCUUCACCAACACCAACUUACUAACCCUUCACCAUCGACACCGGCACCACCUUUGUGUUAUCCAGGAUCAAAUGACCCAAGAUGUCCAAAACCAACAUUGCCACCAACCACUCCAACACCAGUUUGUUACCCAGGGUCAACUGAUCCAAGAUGUCCACAAAUUACACCUGUUCAAACCCCUUUUGUUUGUGUAUGUAAUAAUUCAACUCCUAAACCUAUCCCACCACCUUUAUGUUAUCCCGGAUCCACUGAUCCUCGCUGUCCUACUAAAGAGUCAUUAGUAUGUUAUCCUGGAUCCCCAGACCCAAGAUGUCCACAAUUUCCUCUUUCAAACUCACUAUCCACCUACGUACUUACCCCCUUGGAACCAGUCAAUGAACAAGGAAAUAAUAAAUUCAUACAGGAAGUUACUACACAGUAUCCAUCAUAUAUAUCUACAGACGAUAGUUUUGGUGGUCAGCAGCAAUUAGAUCUUUUUAAUAAAGCUUUAAAUGGUUUUAAUAUACAGAGGAGAGAUGUAGAGUCUGGUAUUCGUAAUUUGAAAUCAGAGUUGAAAAAUGAAAUCGGUAACGAAAAUUUGGAUGCAUUAGACAGCUUAGGAGAUGAUGUGUUACGUGAACUACAAAAUGAACAAGAAUCUCAAAAGAAACGUUAA
Messenger RNA from Macrosiphum euphorbiae (potato aphid), 744 nucleotides. NCBI's taxonomy places the organism in Eukaryota, Metazoa, Arthropoda, Insecta, Hemiptera, Aphididae. The record is from the annotation of a GenBank genome assembly.